AAUUAAUUUAAAAAUGUCUGGAGCCAUGAAAAAUAUAUCUUAUAAAAUUUUCUUAAUAUACAACUACUUCUUCCAUUAAAUUAUUUUAUUAAAUAUUCCAAACAUAUUAAAAGUAUUUUAUUUAUUAACAAAGUUAAAUUACAAAUAUAUUCUCUUCAUUUUAUUUCAAUUCCUUGUUUUUAUUUAUUUAUUUAUUUCUCUUUUAUAUAUAUAUAUAACUCCACAUAUUGAGAAGAAUUAUGAAAUAAAUAUGAGAAAAAUGUGAAAAAUAUAUAAUAAAAUUCAUAAUAAUAAUAUUACUACGAAAUGAUGAACGUUAUUUGAAUAUUUAAAAAUAGUGCAUUCCUAAACUUUUCCAAGAAUUGUUUAACCGAGAAACAGAAUUUAAUUAAUUUCCAGAGAGUUUUAAAUAUUGAUUGACAAGUUCAAACUUUGUAAUGAACGUAGACGAAGAAAAUAUGAUAAAGUUACGUCUGUAUAAAGUUUAUCAUCAUGAAAAUUAAAGUUAUGUUACUAUAAAAUAUCCAUUUCUCGAGUUCACAUAUGAUCAACAAAAAAACUUUAUGAUUUAUUUAAUGGAAUUCCAUAUUUGCGGGAAUGAAAAUAAUUUUUGAUUAUCUUGUUAUGUAAUUGAUUUAUUUCGGAUAACCGUAUUAGAAAUUAAUUCUAGUUCUAAAAUUAUAAAAAUUAUAUAUUUUUGUUUUUAUUUUACAAGAUGAAAAAACCUAAAUAUCUAUCCGCAAAAUAAUAUAAUAUAGUAUCCAAUAAUAUUGUUAAAUUAAUCUAGAAAAUAAUUCUUAUCGAUGAACAAAUGAAUGUGUCAGCAAUUUCGUCCGUCCAAAUUGUCAAAAUGAAUGGUAUAACCUGAAUUGAAUUUUCCCUACAAUUUUCCGUCCACAAUAUUCCAUCACAAAGAAUGUUAGAGAUAAUAUCUGAAGAACAUAAAAGUGGCAGUGUUCGAAAAAAUAAUGUUCGAUUUGAUAGAAUAUUUCUAUUCCUUGAUAAAAUUGCUCAUCUUUGUGAUAGUCGAAUGCUUCCUCUCGGUAUACACGUGUAUUCUUCGAAUAAUUUUCAUACAAUUAACGGGAGAGAAAUCAUUGCAAUGGGUAAUAUUAUUUUCUUACGUAGUAGUAUUAAAUAACUUGUUAAACUUCAUUCAUAUUCUCUAAUAUGCGCGAUUUUAUUGAUUUUCCUCUUUACUUUUCAGACUCAACGUUUUCUAAUCUACUAUUUAUCUAAAUACUUCCUUGUAAACUGAAUAAGGACAAAAAGGAAACGUAAUGCUAUUAUCUCGGUACACGGUAAGAAGACUUCAAAGGUAAAGCGCGAAAUACGUGUCGUAAAGAAAAUAGGAAUUUGUUUCGUAUUCUGUUUUCGUUUUUGUCCACGUUCAUUCAUUAUAUAAUCUAAUAAAAUUAUUUCUCACUUUUUUUUAUUACUUUUCCAUUAAUAUUAAAAAAAUAAUUAUAUUGUGAUAUAUUUCAAUGCCAAAUCAUCAUAUAUUUUUCAGUUCAUUUUCUACAUUUUUAUUCUUGGCAUGUUGACUUUAAUCUUCGAUUCGUGUACUUCGCCAAUAGAAAAACCUUUCAAAUAUGAAGAUCGUUUUUUGCUCUGCCAUUUUAAUCAGAUACAUCUUCCGAAACAUGCAAAUGAAAUUGCUAAAUUUAACCGUGAUAAAAAGAGAAAAUACUUGUUGGUAAAAUCAAAAAAAUCGAAAAAAAAAUAUGUAGUUCAGUUUUUUCUUCAAAAUACCGAUUCUGAAUCUAAUAAUUAAAUAAAGAAGAUACCGAAGAUCAUUCUAUAUUUUAUUGCGGAAUUCUUUUAAAUUACUGAAAGAAUUAUAUAAAUAAAUGCAACAAGUUAGAAAUCUAAACAUAAGAUAUCUAAACCAAUUCAAAAAAUAUUCAGAGAUGGGCUAAUAGAAGAUUCGUGAAUAAUUACAACAUAAUUACAGAAUAAAAAUUUUAGAAACGCGAAACAAGAUUGAAAAAGAAAAAAAUUUGAAAUCAAGAUCGAACAUAUAGGAAUGUUUACGAUUUAUUGAUUAUAUGAGACACUAUAACAUUCUGUGUAUAACAUGAAUCGAAAUAAAUUUAUACUUUUACAUUAUGAAAGUGGUUUUAUAAUUUAAAUGGGCACUAAAGAUAUUCUUUGAUAUUAUUUUCAACUUUAGGUGAUAUUAAUUGCAUAUUGGUAUGAUUUAAGAUCAUUCAUAACAACUCAGGUAUAAACUUCUAAUAAUGAAGAUCUUAACGAACUCUUCACGCACAGCUUGGAAUUUUCCUCUUAAGGAGAUCAAAUGAUCAAAUCUUCGUAAUGUAUUCGAGUAAUAACGUUUUCAUUCAUUUAUUCUUUUGACGUGAUCGAGCGAAAUGAUCGAGCGAAAUUAAAUUUUCGAAUAUAUAUAUAUAUAUGUUAGAUUAUACUUAAAGAAGGGAUAAAAGAAAUAUUCAGAAGGAAAUUUUCAAUUUUUCGGUUUAAAUCCAAAUGAAAACCAUUUAUCGUCUUAUCGGAAGAUUUAAUUUGUCUACGCGUUUAAUUUUAUAUCAUUAUUCUAGAAUGCAAAAACAUUGAGAUGUAUCUGUGAAUGAUAAAUUUUUACAGGUAACAACUUGUAAAAUAUAUAAAAUAUAUAUAACCGUAUAAAAAUUCUUGUUGGUAAUCAGAAUUAGCGAGAUAUGUGAUAUUUUAUUAGUCGAGUUAUGUGGAGGGUUCAUGUAGAUUAAAGCGGAGGGUUGGUUACGUGCGUGGUAGAUGGGCGCGAGGAACUCAGGAGUGAGUCGCGACACGUCACUUGUUCACGAUCUGGCAAACGGUGCGCUUUUCAGAUCAUCCCUCGAAUAGAGGUGGCGGUGUUAUUAUCGUAAAAAUAUUUUGUGACAUUUUUUUUUCCAAACGUAAUUAAUUUUGAUUAUGAUGAUGAUCGUUAAUGAGGAAUAAUCGUUUGUCGACGAAUAAUGAAAAGAUUCGUAUGAAACGAAUAAUUUAUAGAAAAAGUUUUCGAAAUAAUUUUCAAAGUGAGAAAGAACGUUUGUUCUUGUGUAUGUGACUUAAGAGAAAAGGCACAUAAUCGGAAAGUAAUCGAUUUGGUAUCGCAAACGGUGAUGAAAAUUAAUGAACAAUGAACGUAUCGGAAUAUUCGUUUUAUGAGAAUAUUAGCGACGAAUUGAAAUAUUUGGAAAAAGUACGCGGUCCUAAAUACUUAUCCUUGACGUUGAUAGUGCCUAUCACCCUCACGUACGUCGUCAUCUUUGUAACCGGAUUUGUUGGCAAUAUCAUCACUUGCAUCGUUAUUUGGAGAAAUCCGACUAUGCAGACACCGACGAAUUAUUACCUGUUCAAUUUGGCGGUAUCUGAUUUGCUGUUUCUAAUAUUAGGUUUACCUUUUGAACUGAGCGUAUUUUGGCAACAAUAUCCAUGGCAGUGGGGAUUAGGAAUAUGCAAAUUAAGAGCGUAUGUCUCUGAAACGUCCUCUUAUGUAUCAGUAUUAACUAUAGUGGCAUUCUCAAUAGAAAGAUAUUUGGCAAUUUAUCAUCCUCUUCGUCAUUAUCGGAGCGGUUUGAAACGUGCUAUACGAUCUAUCUUUGGUGCAUGGCUGAUAGCUUUAAUUUUUGCUAUGCCAUUCGCAACUUACAUCGAUAUCAAUUACGUUGAAUAUCCAGAAAACUCCAAACGAAAUUCAGAGGAAUCCGCGAUUUGUGCGAUGCUGAAAGAAAACAUGCCCGAAUUUCCUCUCUAUCAACUUAGCUGCAUUCUCUUUUUCCUCAUACCAAUGGUGUUUAUCGCGGUACUUUAUAUUCGGAUAGGAUUACGAAUACAAAAUGACAGCCUUGCGGAGAACGUCGAGGGAUACGUUCACGGGGAAACGAAACAAGUCCAGUCACGAAAAACCAUCACACGAAUGCUGAGUGCCGUGGUGAUCACAUUUUUCAUCUGUUGGGCGCCGUUUCAUGUUCAACGAUUAUUAUAUGUGUAUGAGGACUCGACAUACGAUGACAUAAACCAGUGGGUAUAUCCGCUCACUGGUUGUCUUUACUACUUCAGCACGACUAUUAAUCCUAUAUUGUAUAAUGUGAUGAGCGCGAAAUAUCGGAACGCUUUUAAAGAAACGUGUCGAUGCUCGCCUAGCAAUCCAUCUAUUACCAGAACCGGCCUAAGUAGCGUGAGAGAUUCGAGUGUAAUUUGUGGUAGUAACAAAAGAUCUCAGGUUUUUCGUGGAAGAGAUGCAAAUAGACAAAAUAGUUGUAACAUAUACGCAUCGAGCUGCAUGGAAAACAAUUUACAAGGGGAAACACAGCCAGAUCAUAGAGAAAUGGAAAAGCGACAAAAUGUACCUGCAAACGAUUCGUUGACAGCGAAAAAGAAUAACAACGAAAUUGUAUCUGCACAGUUUUUAAAUCAGUUAAAAAAAUCAUCGGUUUUGGUGCAUACGAAAAAUGGACGUCUCAAAUAUCAAGUGUCUGAUAAUGAUAUAUCUACAAAUGAGACACAUAUCUGAUUGCUAAAUCGUAAAAAAAAGAUAAAUAUACAUAAAUAAUUUUAAAUUGUUAAUUAAAUAAUUUCGAAUAAUAUAAAUUAUUAAUUUCGGAAUAUUAACAUGAAAGUAUCGUUUAUUUUAAAUCUUUAAGACAGCGGAUUACUUUUUCAAUUCACUAAUUUCUUAUUUUGUUAAAAUUAAUUCACAUGUUUCAAAGUUCUUGCACUUGAGAUGUAACGAAAAAAUAUAAAUCGAUAUAAUUGAAAAAUAUUACUUUGAUAUUCGAAUUUUAUGUGAUGUUUGGAAAAAUGAAACAUAAGGUAUAAAUAUAUUAUCUUCCAACAAAUGUAACCUUAAAAUAUUUACGAUAUUUACGAUAAUAACAUUAAAAAUUAAAUUUGAUAUUUCAGUCGAAAAAAUUGAUGAAUCCUUAUUAGGAUUAGUUGAUUUAAAGACAUAAUUUUUGAAUAAUAUGAAAAAAAAUUUUUUCAAAGAAAGCUAUAUAAAAAUAUGGACGAACUAAUAUGCAUAUAGAAUAUAAUUAUAUUACAAUAAUGAAAAAUAUUAUGGAUUUAAUAUGAUAUCGAUUUGAUUUUGGUGAAUUUUUGUGUUAAAUAUUGUAUAUAGAUGAAUAUAUACAAUAAAUAGUAGCUUUCUUUCAUAACACAACAUUAUUAAUAUACUGUGUAUAUAUAUAUAUAUUGACUAUGAAUCUAUUAUACAUGUAAAUACAUCUGAAGAUUGUAAUAUUAUAUAUAUUAUUAUAUUAAAUACAUUAUUAUAUUUA
Molecule: messenger RNA, 5264 nt
Organism: Apis cerana (Asiatic honeybee)
Lineage: Eukaryota; Metazoa; Arthropoda; Insecta; Hymenoptera; Apidae
Product: neuropeptides capa receptor
Biological process (GO): neuropeptide signaling pathway
Cellular component (GO): plasma membrane
Molecular function (GO): neuromedin U receptor activity
Source: RefSeq, a predicted model, not a curated record